Molecule: messenger RNA, 2541 nt
Organism: Pieris rapae (cabbage white)
Lineage: Eukaryota; Metazoa; Arthropoda; Insecta; Lepidoptera; Pieridae
Gene: sinu
Exons: 6
Coding region: 123-791 (222 amino acids)
Biological process (GO): regulation of tube size, open tracheal system; septate junction assembly
Cellular component (GO): membrane; septate junction
Source: RefSeq, a predicted model, not a curated record
CUGUUUCUUCUUUCAAAUUGUCCUUUAGUCUAUGCUUUGUGUUUGUUGUUAACGCGUUGACUCCACCCAAGUUCCAAAGCAAGUUAUAACGUUUAUUAAAAGCGUUGUUUUAUAAAUAAGAGAUGAAGCAACGAAGUUUAGCGGGUAAUUGUGGUAUUGCAGUGUUUGUCAUUGCCCUUGUGACAGUGGCAUUGGCAUUCGGUACGCCAAAUUGGUUAGUCAGCGACUCUAGGAUACGAGGUGCUAAAAUGGAACGCCUCGGUCUUUGGAGUCACUGCUUCAGAUCAUUACCUGAUCCCUUGGACCAAUACCAGAGACGAUUCUUUGUCGGAUGUCGGUGGGUUUACGACCCGUUUACGACAGGAUACGACAAAAUACGCGGAUAUUUGCUUCCAGCGUUCAUGAUAGCAACCCAGUUCUUCUUCACCAUAUGCCUUAUCGGUGUUCUGAUAUCAAUGAUAUUGGUUUUAAUAUUCUUCCUCUGCUGCGGACCGGAGCAGGAUAGAUAUGAAUUACUGAUCAAGAGUAUAGGAUAUAUUAUGUUAACUGCAGGAAUCAGUGGUUGUAUAGCAGUCAUUGUCUUCGCUUGUACGGGGAACACUGAUGGAUGGAUGCCGGAUCACGCGAAUAAUUAUUUAGGCUGGUCCUUCGGUUUGGGAGUAGUAGGAGCUGUUGCAUGUUUAAUAACAGGUGCAUUAUUCCUGACGGAGGCAAAUAUACAGAUGAAGAAGAGAAGGAGAUUUAAGGAGUCUCAAGCACGAUUUGAGUUGGAAGAGGAGUCUAAAGCAUAGUGCCUUUAUUAUGUAAGGAAUAUAAAUCACUAAUCCAGACAAUUUUUCUUAUAAAAACAACGGUCUAAAUGCACUGUUUUAGCUAAAGUACAUCUGUCUCUUUUUAUCACAGUGUAAACACAAUUUGAUAGAAAGGGACGAAAGAGUGCUUUAGCUGUCAGAAUUCAAUUUAGACUGAUCUAGUUUUAAUGAAUGAAGUAUUUUGUAAUUUCCACCAAAACCUAGAUUUUAUAUUAUUUUUUUGCCUUUCACUAUACCCAUCGACAAAAAUAUUUAGCUAAACGCAAAUCAAUACCUCAUCCUGCCAUCUUGCAAACAGAAAUACGCGCGCAAAUUAAACUUCACAUGUCAAAAGAUUUAGCAUAUUUUGAUAGAUGACAGCAUUAUUAUUAUACGUAUAUUAGAGUGCGAAUCAAUAUUGUUUAAAUAAUAGAAGUGUACUAUAUAUUUUAUACACUAAUAUUAUUAAUAUCUCUGAGUAACAUAGGUUAUAUAAAUUUAAACAAAUGCCGUCCUUUGCAAGCCGUCCUAUACAAUAUUUUAUAUUUUCUAGUUCAUAAGCAUUUCUUCAUAUAAAAUAUCAGUGUCUGAAGUUGCUUAUGAAUAUUUAUAUUUAGUUUUUGCUUUUAAAAUAUUAUUACAAUCACUAAAGAUAACUGAUAGCCCUAAUCACAUAUUAUUUAUAUGAAUCAAAUGUACUGUUUAACAACAUAAAAAAAGUUACUUUGACUUGUUUUUCAUUUGUUGUUUGACAUUUGACAAUUUACUAUUAGGAUCUAUUUAGGCUCUCAAGCAUUUGUAAAAUUUUUGUGCAACUAUUUUGAUUCAAUACAUUCCGGCUAACAAUGAAAUACUAAAUAAAAUAUUAAUAACGAUUAUUUAAAUUUUUCGGAAUUAACAAAUGCACUUAGAUGUAUGUAUUUAAAUGUAACUCUAAAACAGCAGGCAUUUUUUUAUAGAUUUGUCCUCCGUCCAUAGAGUAAGUUUUUUUGUGUUAUAUGUACCCUGUAAUAUUCUCUCAUUAUAAUUGAAAUAUAAAGCAAACCACCUAUUUUAGCUACAAGCAAUUGUUGUAGGUAAAUACUGAUAUAAAUUUACUCCAUUAUUAUAAGAAAAAAAUUGUUUAACUCAACAUCUUAUGCAUCGUGGUUAAACACAAAUGUUUAGUAUGAGAUAAAAAAUAGCUUAUUUCAACACUGCAAUUAGGCAGCUUUAGUUGUUAUUAAUAAUGGGAAAAGAAUCUUAAAAUAUUCCGUCCAAACUUUAAAAUAUUUUUUUGGUUAAGUGAAUUGUGCCGUCCUCAAUUUUGUAUACUAUAAGUAUUUUUUAUUGUAUUAAUCUCAAAACAUUUUGUAUAUCAAUGUAACUUAGUAACUGCCACUUAUAUUUAAGAGCAAAUUUAUUACAUCAGCUGUAAGCACUAAUUUAAGAGCAAAUUUAUUACAUCAGCUGUAAGCACUGACUUUUACACUGACUUUUAAUAGAAUGUCCUGAUCUUUCUGUAUACUUAGACACUCUUUAAGUUCUUUGUACGUACUUUUCUAUGUUGUCUAUGUAUCAAUAUCUGAGGCGCUGCUAACGCUUGCAAUCACGUGUUAGGAAAACUCAACAAUAAAGCCGGAAUCAUAAAUGAAAGUAACAGAGUGCUGGUGCUGCUCUUCACGAAACACUUUCUGUUCCAUAAUGUGCCUAAUUAAGUUAGUUUUUAGUUAUUGUAUGAAAUUUUAAUAAAUUUAUACAGUUAAAAAUA